AGGUAAAAAGACUCCCAAGACUUGAAAUUGCCGAACCAGGGGAUUCGCAUGGGUUGCGUAAGCAUUGCCUGCUUUCACCUUUCAAGUGACCCAUUAGAAAAAAAAAAAUGUCUCUUUUUCAGAAAAUCUUUGUCACCUGCAUGGUUGUAAAGUAUGUAGGUGCCUCGCAAAGAUUACACGAGGAUUCGUCUGUUCCAUCUCUUUUUCUGUCACUAAGAUAAUAAUCUGCCACCCCCCAGCAUCCGCAAAUCUCUCUCUCUCCCUGUGCCCCCGCGGUUCACCUUCUUACUUUUGUUAGUUACCCACGGUACUCAAGGUUUUGAAGGCAUCUUUCCACCGCACGGUCUGAGGUUUUAUUGGAAACCAGCUCAAGGGAUCAGCAUUCAUAUGAAAUUAGAAAUCUCUGGUGCAUUCUGGAGUUGAUGGAGCUCCAAAUUGAUCGACCACCGUCUCUUCCCUUUUGUUAGUUACUAACAUAUGCCUGGGAACAAGUACAACGGCAACAACGGCAUCUCAGCCAUCCCUUCUAGUAGAGUAGAAAGGCUUUUGAGACACAGGGAGCUAAGAAGGUUUGGCAGGAUUUCCCAUUCAAAUGAAACUACUGACAGUAACAGGGGUACAGUGCUCUCAGAACAUGAAUUGAACUUAAGAGAAGGUGAUAACUCAAGGGCUUCCUAUGUGGAACAAUAUUUGGAAGAGGCCUGGGCUGCACAAGCACUUGGUGAGGGAUGGGAAAGGCCAGACGGGAGACCCUUCAGGCAAAGACUGCUAGUGGUUGCCAAUAGGCUGCCGGUCUCUGCAGUUAGGAGAGGCGAGGAGUCUUGGUCCCUGGAGAUAAGUGCUGGAGGUCUAGUCACUGCUCUUCUGGGUGUAAAGGAGUUUGAGGCAAGAUGGAUAGGGUGGGCUGGUGUUAAUGUGCCAGAUGAGCCUGGACAGAGAGCGCUUACCAAAGCUUUGGCUGAAAAGAGAUGUAUCCCUGUAUUCCUUGAUGAAGAAACUGUUCAUCAGUAUUACAAUGGCUAUUGCAACAACAUACUAUGGCCACUUUUUCACUAUCUCGGGCUUCCGCAAGAAGAUCGUCUUGCCACUACCCGAAGUUUCCAGUCCCAGUUUGAUGCAUAUAAGAAAGCAAAUCAAAUGUUUGCUGAAGUCGUAAACGACCAUUAUGAGGAGGGAGAUGUUGUUUGGUGCCAUGACUACCACCUCAUGUUCCUUCCAAAAUGCCUAAAGGAAUACAACAGGAAAAUGAAAGUUGGUUGGUUUCUCCACACACCUUUUCCUUCUUCAGAAAUCCACAGAACGCUGCCGUCUCGAUCUGACCUGCUGCGUGCUGUUCUGGCUGCUGAUCUGGUUGGCUUUCACACUUAUGACUAUGCAAGGCAUUUUGUCAGCGCUUGCACCCGUAUUCUUGGGCUUGAAGGUACACCAGAAGGAGUAGAGGAUCAAGGAAGGUUGACCCGGGUUGCUGCAUUUCCUAUUGGAAUAGAUUCUGAACGAUUUAUCCGUGCACUUGAAGUUCCUCAAGUCCAGGAACACAUUAGAGAACUGAAAGAAAGGUUUGCUGGGAGAAAGGUAAUGCUAGGUGUUGAUCGCCUUGAUAUGAUUAAAGGAAUUCCCCAAAAGAUAUUGGCAUUUGAAAAGUUCCUUGAGGAGAACCCAAGUUGGCGUGAUAAAGUGGUUUUACUGCAAAUUGCUGUUCCAACACGAACAGAUGUUCCUGAAUAUCAAAAGCUUACAAGCCAGGUUCAUGAAAUUGUUGGUCGCAUUAAUGGCAGAUUUGGGACUUUGACUGCUGUUCCAAUCCAUCAUCUGGACCGUUCUCUUGACUUUCAUGCGUUAUGUGCACUCUAUGCUGUUACUGAUGUAGCUCUUGUCACGUCUUUGCGGGAUGGAAUGAAUCUCGUCAGCUAUGAGUUUGUGGCCUGCCAAGAGUCAAAAAAAGGGGUUCUCAUUCUUAGUGAAUUUGCUGGUGCUGCACAGUCUCUUGGUGCUGGAGCAAUUCUUGUAAAUCCUUGGAACAUAACUGAAGUUGCUACUUCAAUUGGACAAGCUUUGAAUAUGUCAGCUGAAGAAAGGGAGAAGCGGCAUAGGCAUAACUUCGUGCAUGUGACAACGCAUACUGCUCAAGAAUGGGCUGAAACUUUUGUAAGUGAACUGAAUGAUACUGUUGUUGAAGCUCAAAUAAGGAUAAGACGGGCUCCACCUCCACUUCCAGUGAAAGAAGCAAUUGAACGUUACUUGCAAUCUAACAAUAGAUUGCUUAUACUGGGAUUUAAUGCAACUUUAACUGAAGCCGUGGAUAAUCCUGGAAGAAGAGGAGGAGAUCAAAUUAAAGAAAUGGAACUUAAAUUGCAUCCCGACCUAAAAGAACCUCUAAAAGCACUCUGUGAUGAUCUGAAGACAACUAUUGUUGUCCUCAGUGGAAGUGGCAGACGUGUCUUAGACUAUAAUUUCAGUGAGUACAACAUGUGGCUGGCAGCAGAGAACGGGAUGUUUCUUCGCUUUACAAAGGGAGACUGGAUGACAACAAUGCCGGAGCAUUUAAAUAUGGAAUGGGUUGACAGUAUUAAGCAUGUCUUUGAGUAUUUUACGGAUAGAACACCUCGAUCACAUUUUGAAACCCGUGAAACUUCACUUGUAUGGAAUUACAAGUAUGCAGAUGUUGAAUUUGGAAGACUACAAGCCAGGGAUAUGCUGCAACAUUUGUGGACCGGCCCAAUUUCUAAUGCAUCCGUUGAUGUUGUCCAAGGCAGCCGUUCCGUUGAGGUCCGAGCAGUUGGUGUUACAAAGGGAGCAGCACUUGAUCGAAUACUGGGAGAGAUAGUUCACAGCAAAUCCAUUUCAACACCAAUUGAUUACGUCUUAUGCAUUGGGCAUUUUCUAGGGAAGGACGAAGACGUGUACACAUUUUUUGAGCCCGACCUCCCCUCCAAGCUAACCGACCCUCCAAAGCUUCCUGUCGAGAGAAGGCAAUCGCUGAAGCUUCCGUCUAGCAGAAGCAGCUCCAAAUCGUCUCACAGUAAAAUUCAACGCCCCCUUCCAAAUCCCGACAAGAAAAGUUACAACCAAACCCGCGCAAGGCGGCCAUCACCAGAAAAGACUUCAUUGAACGUGCUCGAUCUCAAGGGCGAGAAUUAUUUCUCUUGUGCUGUUAGCCGGACGCGUACCAAUGCUCGGUAUGUCCUUGGAUCAUCGGAUGAAGUUGUGGCCUUUAUGAAGGAAUUGGCUGGGGCAUCUGUCUCGAGCUCGUCAUCCCCAGGUUGACAUGUUUCGUGCUCUUGUACACGCAUCUAGCUUUUGGAUUUCAUGAGCUGAUGCUUUUGAUCAUUGUUGUGUAAAGCUUAGAAAGGGUGUUACUAAGUUCAAAUAUGCAUAUGGGCUAACGAUUUUAAAUGCCGAGGUUCUCUCUUGAAAGUCGACAUGGUUAAGCCUCUCCAAGGUAACCACCUAAAAUGUUACUGCAUUUAUUAAUAUUAUGGCUAAUCAUCGCAUCUCAUAUA
Molecule: messenger RNA, 3500 nt
Organism: Diospyros lotus (date-plum)
Lineage: Eukaryota; Viridiplantae; Streptophyta; Magnoliopsida; Ericales; Ebenaceae
Product: alpha,alpha-trehalose-phosphate synthase [UDP-forming] 1
Exons: 19
Coding region: 478-3264 (928 amino acids)
Biological process (GO): trehalose biosynthetic process
Cellular component (GO): cytosol
Molecular function (GO): alpha,alpha-trehalose-phosphate synthase (UDP-forming) activity
Source: RefSeq, a predicted model, not a curated record